AUGCAGGACGGCCAAAAAGCAUAUGAAAGCUACACCGUCGCCGUGGUCAGUGCUCUCGGCUUCGAGAUGAGCGCAGUCCGGUAUAUGCUAGACCGAGAACAUCCCAGCUUGCCCAAUAAAGACGGCGAUUCGAACAUCUACGUUCUCGGCGAGCUGCAAGGCCACAAGGUAGUUCUCGCAUGUCUUCCAGGAAAUCAAGGAAAAGGUGCAGCUGCAAUUGUAGCCACAAAUUUAACCCGUACCUUCCCAUCUAUCAUCUGGCGGUUCUUUGUAGGGAUUGGCGGAGGAGUUCCCAGCAAGAGGCACGAUAUACGACUUGGCGAUGUUGUAGUAAGCAUGCCUGAUGCACAGCACGGAGGAGUAGUCCAAUAUGAUCUUGGCAAGGCAACAGACAGCGGUUUUAUCCGGAAGGGCUUUCUCUCUGCUCCACCGUCCCUCCUCAGGAGUGCUGUGGUGAAAAUGGAGUCUGAUCAUUUGGUGAACGAUAACAAGAUCAAAGACUUCUUGGAUACGAUGUUGCGGAAAGGAAAGCGUCUUUCAAGAUAUGAGAGGCCUUCUAAUGACAUGGAUGUGAUGUUUAAGGCGGACUAUCCUCACAAUCCCUUGAGCAUCACGUGCGAGGAAUGUGACGAACAACAAAGAACCACUAGAACACCUCGCGACGGCGAAGCUUCUGAGAUCCACUACGGAUUAAUCGCCUCCGGAGACUUGGUGAUCAAAAGCACCAAAUAA
Fusarium verticillioides 7600 is the source of this 732-nucleotide messenger RNA. RefSeq lists its product as hypothetical. The record is from RefSeq and is a predicted model, not a curated record. The transcript has a single exon. Bases 1 to 732 code for a protein of 243 amino acids. NCBI's taxonomy places the organism in Eukaryota, Fungi, Ascomycota, Sordariomycetes, Hypocreales, Nectriaceae. Gene Ontology annotation, biological process: nucleoside metabolic process. Gene Ontology annotation, molecular function: catalytic activity.